GCCAUUGGUCAGGGAAAUAACCUUAAUCAUUAAAUACUCGCAGAAAGAAUCAGCGCGAGAAAAACCAUAUACACUUUUAAAUAUAAACAUGUUCAUUAAUUAUUAAAACCUAGGACCAUCAUUUACUUCCACUGAAUCUAAUUGAAAACAAACGGAUCAGGAAUCCCGAGGUCAGAAUGUGAGGGUUAAAGUGUUCACACCCAACUUUGGCAACAAUUCUGAGAAGCAAGUGAGGAGGGGUCACCCUAGCCACUGCGACAUGGACACUAACACUACACUAAAGGCUCACAGGCUGAUUGUAAGCUUGUUGCUCAUCAAGUUUAUACCAGUCCUCAUGGAAGGUAACCGGUGUUCAGGAGGGCAUGACCUGUAUGUUGAUAUUAAAGAGAACAGUCCGAAUGGCACAGUCAUCGCAAAGCUCACUGUAAAUGGCAACCUUUCCAGCCAUGAAAUCAACUUGAAUCUGACAGGAACGGAUAUGAAGUGGUUUCAACUGGACGAGGAAGUUGUCAAGCUGAAUGUGUUACCUUCCAGACAGUUGGAUCGAGAGCUACUGUCCAUGCCCCUUCUUUUUGCCACGAUAACCUGUACAGAUGUUACAUCUUCAGAUCAGAUCCAGUACAGGCUAGUGGUGCAGGUACUUAAUGAAAAUGACAAUCCACCAAUGUUCCUUAAAGAAAAUGUUCAGCAAGUCAACAUCAGUGAGUUCACGCCAGUCGGCAAUGUUGUCUUCACACUACAAGCACAUGACAGGGACGGGGAUGACCUCAUCUACAUGAUUGAUGGCGCAUCGAGUGAUGCAGAAUUCUUCAUAAUCAACUUACCAAGCAGUGGAAAGGUCCAUUUGGCCCAGCAACUAGACUUUGAGGUGAAAAAGGAAUUGGAGCUGAUAGUUUAUGCCAUGGAAGUGAAUACUAAAGAGAAAUACAACACAACAGCGAAAAUUACCAUCAAUGUAUUAGAUGGGGAUGACCAAUACCCAAGAUUCCUUCCCUGCAAUUUCCUGUCACAUGGAGCAUCCAGGAUUUGUGUCAAUCCAAUCUACACAGGAAAUGUCACAGAGGCAAGGCUACCGUUUCAUGCUCUCCAACUCUCCCCAGGCUCCAUAUUAGCAGAGGAUGGAGACAAAGGACUUCAGACACCAGUUUUAUACUCGAUCCUUGAAGGUGACGAUAAUGGCAGAUUUGAAAUCAGCAAUAUUACUGGAGCGAUAAUGAUGAGGUGGCCAGUCCGGAGCUAUGAACAAAAUCCAUCAUUCUCUCUGACAAUCAUGGCCUCUCAAGUGGAUGACCCUAGCAAAUACACAGUGACUAAGGUGUUGAUUCACGUCCUGAUCCAGAAUCGUCAUCGGCCACGGUUUAACAAGAUCGAGUAUAAAGGAUUUGUUCAGGAGCAACCUACCCCUUUCGCCCUGGUAGUCACUUAUGGAAAUAAACCCUUAUUAGUGAAAGCAGUGGAUCAAGAUUUCAAAAAUGGCAGAAACCCAAAACUUAUCUACACCCUGAAAAAUCAGUCCAAUCACACACAGCUAUACCAGAUCACACAGGAAGGUCUCCUACUUGCUCGAACUAAUCGACUGCAUGCGCAUGAAAAGUACAUGCUGCAGAUUGUUGGAUCCGAUAAUGAUUCAGGGGACACGGUCAGCACCAAGGUCAAUGUUGAAGUUCUUCACUCAAGUCAGCCAGUUCCAACUGGACUCCCCAAAGGAAGCAGGAAGCACAGCUCUAAGGAAAUGGGAUUGUUGGGAGGAAUCAUUGGCGUAUUACUCCUCCUCCUUAUUGUCGCAUUUAUCCUACUUGUGUAUAACCUGAGGCAUCGACACAGGCAACAUAGACAAAGGGGCAGUGUUGCAGCAGAACUAAAUACCAAUGUGAAGUUAAAGUGGUUCCAGCUGGUUAACACCAGCAAGCCAGAACAACCCUGCAGGAAUCUAGCCUAUAUAAAUGAGGCCUUCAGUAAUUGGAAUGAAGAAGUGAACAAUGGUGGUACCACGUACAAUCAGGGGGAAAUCUCAAAUGAACUGCUUGAUGCUGCACCAGUUCAAGAACAAGAGUGUCCCAUCAAACCCAUCUUGACGAAUGGAAAAUUUGCUUCCUGCGAGUCCAUUUGUGUCAAAGCUGAUGUAAUGGGAGAGGAAAUUAGUACUGACACUGGACACCAAUAUAAAGAAUGUAACAAUGAGGAGCACAGAGUAAAUAGCAAUUGCCCAUUAGGAGUAAACUUGCAAUUACCAGAUAAGUCUGGCUUGGAGGAAAGGCCACUAUGGGAAAAUAAGAAGGAGCAAAUUGAAGUUGUAAAGAAAACUGUACAAGAAGCAACAGGGCAAGCAAGAACUGUGCCAGAAGAAAUGAAAAGCUCUGUUUUUACAGAAAGACAAGAGCUUACAGCAAAUAUGACAGACGGGCAAGAGUAUUCAAUAUCUGCAGCAGGUCUUGCAGCCCUCAUGACUGCUGCAGGGAUAAAGCACUUGGUACCUGAAAUAGAACAAGGACACCCAGUGAACAUGUUAAGACAACAAGAGCACAUAAUAUGUUCCAAGAAAACAGCAGGUGCAGUGGACACAAUGGUAGGAGAUGCAAUGGAAGAAGGUACAGUGGGUACAAAAAGCCCAGUAGCCCCACAGCAGCCAGCAGCAACAAAAGAGCAUCCAUUAGUUGAAAAGCAACCUGUGAUAGAAGUAAUAAUGGAGCAUCCAAUGGCAGUACUAUAUCCAACAUUCACAGACCAUCCAGUGAAAGUAGAAAAUGCAGUGGCAACAGUAUCUCCAGCAUCAACAGAGUAUGCAGUGGUAGUACAACAUCAAGUGGAAGCCAAGAAUCCAGUAGAAAUGGAGGAUCCAGGGGUUACAAUGCAGCAAGCGACAAUGAAAAUGACAGCAGACUAUCCAGCUGCCACAGAGAAUUCAGUAUCAGAAGACAUGCUUAUACACUGUCCAACCACAGGACUAACUACAGAGGUAUUGGAAGGAGCAGAGGAAACUGAAGACACAGCAACAAUAAAGCCAUCUAUAGAAACUUCAGUGGUGGUCACAAAGUGUCCAGUGGCAGAAGAUGGUAUAGAACGGCUAGUUACAGAAGGACUGGCCAUUGAGGUUCAGUCAAUCACACAGCUGGAUGCGGAAGAUUCAUCAGCAGAAGAAUCAACCAUAAAGGAGCCAGAGGGAGAAACACCUACAGAGGGUCAAAUGGAAGCCAAAAGAAGCCCAUCAGUAGCAGGAGUGGAUUUAGAGCUCUUAGGGGCAGUUAGGAUUGACUCAGCAGCAGGAGAAAUAAGCCUAGAAUCUAUAAGGCAUCCAGCACCUGGUAUGGUCAGAGAAUGUUCAGUGGUUCCAGUGGGUUCACCAGAUACAGAUUACUCAGCAGCUCUUGAAAGAGGAGACAGUUCUGUAACUUUCAGGAAAAGCACCACAAAUAUGGUGAUGCUUUAGGAAACAUAAGAUGAAAGAACUGUAACUAUCCACACUUCCACCCAGCCCUGCUGCUCAACUUGCUGAUAUUUUGAGUAAAGUAUGCAAAGUCCUAACCAUUUGCGGUGUGAAGAUCCCUUGCCUUCACCUCUGCAGAUUAAAUACCUAUUUCAAGACCCUCUGUUAUUCCUCUGACUUGUAUUUUUACAGUUUUAGUGCUGUUAAAAGAUCUGCUUUCUCCAACAUUAUGGAAAGAUUUGGUUUUCUACAGGAUAAAAAGUUAAAGAAAAAUAUUUAAUAAAAUGUCAGGAUAUGAUUAGAACCCAUAUAACCUAAGUCAGCUUCUGAAACAGAAUGUGUGUAAUGUGUUUUCUGAAGAAGGGUCUAGGCCAGAAAUGUCAGCCUUCCUGCUCCGAUGAUGCUGCUUGGCCUGCUGUGUUCAUCCAGCUCUAUACCUUGUUAUCUCGGAUUCUCCAGCAUCUGCAGUUCCUAUUAUCUCUGUGUAAUUCGCUCCUGGGUGAUGGACACUGCUGGAAGGUCAGCAUUUAUUGCACAUUCAUGAUAGCCACUUUCUCAAGGGCAAUCAUUCUGAAUUCUAGUUUGUGGAGGGAAGUUACUCCUACAAUGUCAUCUUGCAAUGAGUCCCACAAUUAAAAGCCAAUAACAAAGACAGUGAUGUAACUUAGAAAUAAGUCUGGGUUUGAUGCUGUUGCCAUGCAUCUGCUGCCCUUAUUCUUCCAAAUGGCAGUAGGUUCUGCCAAAGAAGCCUUGCAGAUGAUGCAUUGCAUCCAGUAGAUCCUCCAAACUAUAGUCAGUGAUGGAGUUCUGAUAAAAAAAGGUUUGUUUUUUUCUGGGCUGUGGCAAUCAUCUUGGUUGCUGCAGUUGGAUCAAUAUUUCCGAUUUGACCUUAUGAUUCGUGCGGUGCAACUUAAACAGAGUUCCAGGAGUUGUGAGUUGAGAGUUAGGUGAAGAGUCAAAGGAUGACGAGUGGUGUCCCGCAGGGUUCAGUGUUGGGGCCACAGCUGUUCACCUUAUAUAUUAAUGAUCUGGAUGAAGGGACUGGGGGCAUUCUGGUGAAGUUUGCCGAUGAUACGAAGAUAGGUGGACAGGCAGGUAGUACUGAGUAUGGGGAAGCUGCAGAAAGAUUUAGACAGUUUAGGAGAAUGGUCCAGGAAAUGGCUGAUGAAAUUCAAUGUGGGUAAAUAUGAGGUUUUGCACUUUGGAAAAAAGAAUACAGGCAUGGACUAUUUUCUAAACUGUGAGAAAAUUCGCAAAUCAGAAGUGCAAAGGGAUCUGGGAGUGUUGGUCCAGGAUUCUCUAAAGGUUAACUUGCAGGUAGAGUCUGUAAUUAAGAAAGCGAAUGUAAUGUUGUCGUUUAUCUCAAGAGGGUUGGAAUAUAAAAGCAGUGAUGUGCUUCUGAGGCUUUUCAGGCUCUAGUUAGGCCCCAUUUAGAAUACUGUGUCCAAUUUUGGGCCCCACACCUCAGGAAGGACAUACUAGCCCUGGAGCGUGUCCAGCAGAGAUUCACACGGAUGAUCCCUGGAACGGUAGGUUUAACGUAUGAUGAAUGGCUAAGGAUCCUGGGAUUGUACUCAUUAGAGUUUAGAAGGUUGACGGGAGAUCUAAGAGAAACUUACAAGAUAAUGUAUGGUUUAGAAGAGGUGGACGCUAGGAAGUUGUUUCCAUUAGGUGGGGAGACUAGGACCCGUGGGCACAGCCUUAAAAUUAGAGGGGGUAAAUUUAAAACUGAAAUGAGACGACAUUUCUUCAGCCAGAGUGUGGUGGGCUUGUGGAAUUCAUUGCCACAGAGUGCAGUGGAGGCCAGGACGUUGGAUGCCUUCAAAGCAGAGAUCGACAAAUUAUUGAUCUCAGAAGGAAUCAAGGGCUAUGGGGAGAGUGCAGGGAAGCGGUGUUGAAAUGCCCAUCAGCCAUGAUUUAAAUGGCGGAGUGGACUUGAUGGGCCGAAUGGCCUUACUUCCAAUCCUAUGUCUUAUGGUCUUAUGGAUGUGUUCCUUUGUAUUUCUCACUUCAUCCUGUUGGAAUUAAUUUUUACUCUUAGCUUUAAAUUUCCAAUUUAUAGACACAGAAAAAGGAGGCGGAUUGAUUAGUGAGGUGAAUAGUUAUAUUUUCUUCUCUCUAAUCUCCAAACCAAAAGUAAACUCAAGGUUAAAAGCAUCUUGGUCACACAGAAUGUCAAUCCUACGGUAUGUUGGGAUUCAUUGAUGGACAUUUGCAUGGAAUUGAGAUUACCACAGAGACUUGAGUUCCAGGUUUCAGAGCUCAAGCUGUGGCUGGAGUCACUCUCAUGCAUCAAUAGAGCAGAGGACUAUGUGGAUAGUACAUUUCAAGAGGAUGUCACACCACAGGAUAGUGGUAUGCAGGCAUUUUAUAAAUUAAUUCAGGAAUGUGCAAUAAAUACUGGCCUAGCCAGCAAAGCCCACAUCCUCUAUAAUUGCCCAGGGGGCAGUCAAGAAUCAAUGGCAUUCAAUGGGUCUGAGUUACAUGUAGGCCAAACCAGUUAAAGAUAGCAAAUUCCUUGUCUAAAGGACACUACUGAACCGGAUGGGUUUUUACAAAAGUCAACAAUGUUCCAUGGUUGCUGUUAACUAAUUAGGGAAGGGGAGACCACCAGACAAUCCAAGACAACCAGGCAGGUAAUGCUGGAGUCUGAGACAAUUUUGUCUGCUAUUUGGUUUUUCUGUUCUGGUAGCAAUCAGAAUUGAGAAUAGUUAAUGGGAGGAGUCAGAAUAAAAUGCAAAUUAAAAUAUUCUCAAUCAAGCUUCCAGUGCAAAUAUGUGAGUGCAUGGAGUGUAGUAAAUAGGGUAGUUGAGCUACAAGUACAGAUAAUCAUUUGGAAUCAUGUUGUGGCUAUUUCAGAGGGUUAGCUCAAGGAAGCACAGAUGUUAAAUAUUCCUGAAUACAAAGUGCUCAAGAAGAGUAUGAAGAGAAGGGAAGGAGAAGAGAUAAUGAUAUUGGUUGAGGAGAGCACUGCAAUACUGGAGAAAGAGAAUGUCCGAGAGGGUUCAUGGACAGUAUGAGUUUGGCGAGAGUUGUGGUAUAAAAAAGGUGCAACUACAUUGCUUGGUGAAGUUUACAGGCCAUCAACUAAUGGAAAAGAUGUACAUAUUAUAGGGCAGUUAUAUUGGGGGAGGUUAAUUAUCUGAAUGCAGACUGAGGUAAUGUCAGAGGGUAAAAGGAAGCAAAGUUCAACAACAGUAUGUGUUUAGUCCAACAAUAAAGCAAGCAAUGCUAGACCAGGUUCUUGGGAAUGAGGUGGGCCAAGCAGAUCAAGUGUCAAUGGAAAAACACUUAGAAGACAGUGAUCUUUGUAUCAUAAGGUUUAGGAUGACAGUGGAAAAGAAUAACAAACAAUCCAGAACAAGAACAAUUAACUAGAAGAGAGGUCACUUCGUUGGGGCAAGAACAGAGUUGAGCUGAAUAGACUGGAGUCAGAGAUUGGUAGGAAAACUGUACUUAAUGGGCUGCCUCUAAAGAAGACAUAUUUAGGCACAGUCAAUAUUUAUUAUCCCAUUAGGGAAAGGUACAGCAAAUAAAGCCAUAGCUCCCUAGAUGAAAAAUGAGAUAGAAACUAAAAUAAAGAAGAAAGUGUGUUUACGAAAAUUGUCAGUUGCAAAAAUACAAUCGUGAAACAAGCUGAAUACAAAAGAUUCAAAAGAAGGUGAAAAAUCAAAUGAGAGAAGCAAAGAAGAAUUAUGCAAAGCGAUCAACAGCUAACAUAAAAAGAAUUCCCUGUGUCUUCUUUAGGCACAAAUAAAUAGUAAAAGGGUCCAAUUAGGGACCAAAAAGGGAGUUUACACAAUAAAGCAGUGUUAUGGCUUAGGUAUGAAAUUAAUACUUUGCAUCUGUCUUUCCCAAGGAAGCAAAUAUUGCUCAGGCCAUGGUAACACAGGAGAAAAUUCAGUCAGUAGCAGCGUUCAAAACUGAUAAGCAGAAGAAACUGUUGGUAUUGUUGACAAGCACUGAACCAGAUGAUUUGCAUCCAAGGAUAAUAAAGGAAGUGUGCAGAAUUUAGAGACAGCUCAAGGUUAUGAGAGACACUAUAUAGUUUUUGUUUCUUAAUAGCACGGACCUCAGGCCGCUAAUUGUUCCUACAGAGUCCAUUGUUCUCCGUCAGUGACUCAACUUUAUGGGCUCCUUUGCAGAGUUGCCAUUCUUCUGUACAGGAGCACCACUAACUGAAGGAAAAAAAAAAUAAAUUGGGUCCUAUUUAUGACACAAACUCUUUUCAGAUCAAACUUUACAAUCAGCAGAAAACUGCAAGAAUCAAAAUAAGAUCCAUUGUCUAGAAAUUACAAGAUGUUUACCCAUAAAGGCACAGAAUGAAAUCAUCAGAUUUCCUCGUAUUACAACUUGAGCUGUAAUGCAAGAUCCUGGAUGAAAUGUUCACCUAUCUCUUCCUUUUGCAUGUUAACCGAUUUGGUCUGAAUUUUGAAGCACCUUACAUUUUUACGAUUUCAAUUUUUUUUUGAUUUUAACAUUAAUGGGUUUCAGCUUGAGAUGAAACCUAGUGACUGAUUCACAAAAGAUUUACUAUUUUGAGUGUAGUAAGAUAGAAAUAAAGAACCAUUUAUGUUCAGUGGGUGAAAUAUAAUGUUGAAAGAAAUAAGCAAAGGCCAUUUCACAAUAUAGGAGAAAGGUCUCUGUCCAUAAAAGUAUACAAAUCAUCAGCUUGUUUAUAAAGAAAUGUAGAGCCUUGUUUACUUAGGAAUUUUCCCCCACAAUGAUUUAAAACUCUAAGUUGGUUUUGCUGAUAUUAACAAAUACUUAAUGUAUAUCAUUGAUAAUAUUGGUUGAACUUGUUCAGAUGUUAAUUUAUCCUCUGAUAACAAAUACAUCAAUAACACAUUUAUCUCAAAUAUAUAAGCAAUAUUGUAAGAACAUAUUGCGUGUUCUGUUACAAGUAACACUAACAGGAAUGUCUUAGCUUUAGUAUGAAGCCAUUCCUGGUAUUACGGUCAUCUUGCACUCUCUGUGAAAUCCUAAAUUUAUAUGUAGAUCGUGGAUAGGUACAAUGUUGACAAAUCAUGAAUCCCUUUCAGUUAAUUAAGUUUAAUUAGUCCAAU
Stegostoma tigrinum is the source of this 8490-nucleotide messenger RNA. It is a transcript of the gene cdhr5-rs, whose product is annotated as cadherin-related family member 5, related sequence. Bases 260 to 3427 code for a protein of 1055 amino acids. NCBI's taxonomy places the organism in Eukaryota, Metazoa, Chordata, Chondrichthyes, Orectolobiformes, Stegostomatidae. Gene Ontology annotation, molecular function: cadherin binding; calcium ion binding. Gene Ontology annotation, cellular component: adherens junction; membrane; catenin complex. Gene Ontology annotation, biological process: cell morphogenesis; calcium-dependent cell-cell adhesion; adherens junction organization. The record is from RefSeq and is a predicted model, not a curated record. The transcript has 16 exons.